This is a messenger RNA of Cydia amplana, 2313 nucleotides long. RefSeq lists its product as uncharacterized. The transcript has 7 exons. NCBI's taxonomy places the organism in Eukaryota, Metazoa, Arthropoda, Insecta, Lepidoptera, Tortricidae. The record is from RefSeq and is a predicted model, not a curated record. Gene Ontology annotation, molecular function: zinc ion binding; metallocarboxypeptidase activity. Gene Ontology annotation, biological process: proteolysis. Bases 31 to 2268 code for a protein of 745 amino acids.
CCAUAUCAGAAAAACGAUAAAAAGUACAAAAUGGAGCAACAAGGUAUAUACUUCAAAGAGGACGUAAGCACAAUUUCUCUAUUCAGAAGGGACGAAAAUAAAAAGACUCCCCAGACUAGUUAUGUCUUGACCAACCCACAUGCACCAUACGGAUACCAUCAUAACCCUCUUCUGGACACCCAACCAAAGGUAAACAACUCUAUUACUGAUAAAUAUUAUUAUCACCCAACCCAUCAUUCGCCAACACAUUCUUACUAUGAUGAAGUCAACUUGGGAAAAAAGAAGCUUAAUGUAAAAUCUCGAUAUUUGGACUUUUACUACAAAAAUCUAUACGAAAGAGAACGAUCGGCAACUAGCGAUUGUUGCUCGCAUGUUGCUUAUUCAAAUAUGAUAACCCAAAACUGGUCUUUCUCAUCAUCAACUCCAAUGCCAGUAUCCAUCAACGAAGAUCGGGGUCAUAUUCAGCAGACGACCGUGAAGCACAAGCGAAACGAUACGAAGUCACGGUAUAUGGAUUAUUUUAAUAAGAAACCGAUGGAGGAAAUAAGUACCAAAAUCCAGACACCACUACAGCCAUAUGACCCGUAUGAAAGCUUCAAUACUAUUCCUUUAUAUAGAAGUAGAAAAGACCAGCGUAAUUACAGUACAGAAACCGGAAAUUCUUGUUACGUCAUUAACUCACGUGCACCAACUCAGUACUAUGACGAUCCAGACAGGCGAUCAAGAUUAUUCAACUACAUUAUGGAUCCAGACUAUCCGAUGAAACAGUUGCCAACACAUUAUGAAGAAGAAGAAGACUGCCAAGAAAACCCUUCGACUAAACCUCGUUACAUGGAUUUUAACCAUGAAAGUCAACAUGAGAAGAAAGAAUUAGCUAAGUGUGUUUCGCCGUUACAUUAUUGUGGUGAAGGAGAGUUUAAAAAUAAACCUUCCGAGAAAUCUCGUUUCACGGAUUUUAACCAUCAAUGUCAAUAUGAGGAGAACGAAUUAACUAAGUGUGUUUCGCCAAAACAGUCUUGUAUCGAUGUAGACUUGGAAGGAAAAACUUGGAAGGACAUACCUGUAAAAUCACGUUACAUGGAUUUUUACAACAAAAAUCAAAAUGAAAGAAAAGAAUCGGCUGCUGGUGAAUAUAGUUUCGAUGCACCCGAUUCAAAUCCAACGGACUACAAUAAUUGGCAACCCAAAGCUAACGAAACAGUUUUACCUGAAGAGUGUCCUACUAGCAAGACGAAUGAUACGCAUAAAACAAACGUAAUCAAAUCACGGUAUAUGGACUGGGAAAAAGACCGAUCGCCUGAAGUAUUGAAUAAAGAGCCUAUAAAAACAACUCGACUCGACUGGAAAGAUUAUCAUCGAUUAAACACCAUACACAAUUUUUUGGAUGAUAUGCAAUACAAUUAUCCUUCUAUUUGCACUACCGGUGUCAUCGGAUCGUCAAUAGAAAACCGGGAUCUUAAGGUUCUGAAAGUGUCCAACAGUAACGCUGGGAACGCCAGCGUGUGGAUCGACGCCGGCAUACAUGCGCGAGAGUGGAUCGCGCCCGCCGUCAAUACGUACAUUAUCAACUACGUCGUAACUAACUUCGAUGCGCUGCCUGGCUCUAUGACCAACAAGGAUUGGUAUUUCCUCCCAGUAAUGAAUCCAGAUGGCUACGAAUUUUCUCACACUAACUAUCGAAUGUGGCGCAAAAACAAAGCAUUGCACGGCAGGGAAUGCUUAGGCGUUGAUCUUAACAGGAAUUUUAGCUUAGGUUGGGGGUGUAAGGGCUCAUCAAACGAGCCAAGGAGUCCGUUUUACCAUGGUCCUCACCCAUUUUCUGAACCGGAAUCUAGAGCUGUAAGAGAUAUGUUACAAUCGUCCGGCAUAAAAUUUAAAGUAUACAUCACAUUGCACAGCUUCGGAGAAGUUAUCUUAUUUCCAUUUGCUUAUCGAGAUGAGCUGUGUCCAGACUACGUGCGUCUAUUACAAGGGGCCACUGCUAUGUCUAAGGCAAUCUAUGGGUCUAAUGGAAACAUCUACAAAGUAGGUAUUUCUCGAGAUGUCAUGUACGGUGCCGCUGGUACCAGCUGCGACUGGAGCUACGGGCAAGCCAAGAUACCCUUCUGCUAUCUUCUAGAACUUAGAAGCAAGAAACACAAGUUUAGAUUACCACAGAUAGAAAUAGAAGAGACAGGAAAAGAAAUUCUGAGUUGUGUUAUGGCGUUGAUGAAGUUUGUAGAUGAUUAUGACAUGGAUGGUAACCUUAUUGAAAACCCGAUUAUGUGAAUACGUAGGUAAUAAUGUGAGUAAAGUGGUAUUCACUCAGUAUAC